UUCACCAUGUCGUUAAUUUUCUUCUUCUUCUUCUUCUCCCUCCCCCUCCACCACGCACUGGACCCAGAGAGUUUACUCAAUGUUGAGUACAACGUCUCGAGCCAUUCGUUCACCCGCGUGUCUGGCCUUUUGUCUAGGCAGUUUCUUGCCCCGAGGCGGGCUUUUUUUCAAGCCCGUCCCAACCGGUUUAUCAUGAUAAAUAUGGUUGACAACGUGCCUGGGCGUACAGCCACCCUCGCCCUGUGCGACGAUGACCUGUACGUCCCGGGCUUCAAAGACACCACUCUCCAGUGGAACCAUUUCAAACGAUUCGAGCCAAUCGUGCCUGGCUCCAGGGAACUGCCCUUUGAACACGAUUACCCAAACCUUCUUCCCUUGUUCCCAAACGGCACCAAAAGAUCACACAUAGACCUGUAUGAAGUUCCCUUGGGCAAAGCCGCCACCUUACGUGCAUUCCGGACGUUGGCGAGCUAUAAUCCUGGCACCACGCCAAGGCCGCACCUUAGAUCCGCGCUGGUAACACUAAUCGUCACCUUUUGUGAAGGACACAGAUUUGACCAGCUAAACAGACGACUGAAGAACGAGUGGGACAACCCUAGACCAAUCUACAUGCUUGAAGAGGAGGCACCGUACGUUGUGCAAUGGGGCUCGCUGUCUCGUGCGCUCCAAUGGUGGGAGGAGAGUGGUCGCAAAAGUUGGACCAAGGACAAAGACGACAUUAGAGAAUUCGACAAGAUCCAUGCCAACAGCCCCCUGGCAGCUAGAGAUGUGCUGCUCUUCUUACAAAGGACCAGGAACUUCAAGUUACAGUGAGCAUUAUGAAUGUACCAUGUUGUUUUACAUUUAAGCCGGAGCACUUGGUGUAUUCUGUCAUAAAGAAAUGUACUAGUAGUACUGUAUUGUUCCAGUUGGUGUAUCAGUCAAGAAAUGUAUGCAUG
Messenger RNA from Triticum dicoccoides, 938 nucleotides. RefSeq lists its product as uncharacterized. The transcript has a single exon. NCBI's taxonomy places the organism in Eukaryota, Viridiplantae, Streptophyta, Magnoliopsida, Poales, Poaceae. The record is from RefSeq and is a predicted model, not a curated record. Gene Ontology annotation, biological process: negative regulation of translation. The coding region runs from base 7 to 813 and encodes 268 amino acids. Gene Ontology annotation, molecular function: rRNA N-glycosylase activity.